GGAAAUGAUGUUGGAGAAUCAAAAAGAAAUUCCAACAAUGAAUUAACCAUCAUGAAACAUACUUCAUUGCAUCGUGAACUUGCUGCUUAUACCGAACUAAUGCAUUGGUGUAAAGCAAUGGAUAGAAAAUCUUUUUUGGCACUUACUAAAGUGUAUACAACAUCUUUAUCUAAACUUUAUGAAAGGGAUAUAAAAUUAUUUUUAGAAGAUGCGAAAUUGAGAAUAAAUGCUGGUCAUUUAUCUAAUUCAAAAGAAGAUAUUAGAAAGUCUACUGGUCCACCAUCAGAUUGGUUAUUAGGCGUAGACAAAGAAUUUUGGACUCAAGAAAGUGAUACUCAAGAACGGCAAAGAUUUGACCAAGUAUUGGAAGCAGUUCUUUCUGAACUCGAACCAAUUUGUUUAUCAGAACAAAAUUUUUGUGUUUCAUUUUUUCAAUUGGAUAUACUCAGCCCUACUACUAAAAAUACUCAAACAACCUUGGAUGGAGUAGAUGUAAAAUCAAACCAAGAAAUAUUACCAUCUUUACCAAAGACUAAAAUUGAAAAAAAAAUUAAUGAAGAAGUUAGAAAAAUGAUGGGUGAAAUUUUUGCUUGUAUAGAACCAGAGUUGAUUGGAUUUAUUCAAUAUCAUGAAAGAAUGGAUAGCACUUAUUCAAUGGCUGUUUUAGUAAGAUUAGGCCGUCAUGUAAUGUCUGCGAAUGACACAGGCUCCUUUUUAAGUAUGACUUAUGGRUCUGCAUUAGUUCAUGUUAAAAGAAAUUAUGAUAAACUCAUGCAUGCUCACUUAAAAUCAAUUCAAGAUGUAAGAAUUAUUAAAAAGUCUAAAUGUGGCAUACUUCCUUUUGUUGCAAACUUUGAAUAUUUUGCUAAAACAGCUGAACAAAUAUUUAAAGAAACAGAACGUCGAACUGAUUUAGAUAAAUGGUAUCUUAAACUCUUAACUGUAAUGUUUGAAACUAUUCAUUCAAUUGCAAGCGAACAUCCUAAGACUCCUGCUGAAGUUAUCAGAAUGGAGAACUUUCACCAUUUGUAUGCAUUGCUGUCUCAAUUAAAAAUUGGUAUAUUAGAUCAGUUCAGAAAAGAUGCAAAACAAAAAUAUAGUGAGGCAUUAAGUGCUUAUGUAACUCGUUAUUUUGGUAGACCUCUUGAAAAACUAAAUUUAUUCUUUGAAGGCGUUGAAGCUAAGGUAUCUCAAGGUAUUAAAGAAUCAGAAGUUGGUUAUCAAGUGGCUUUUAGUAAACAAGAAUUAAGGAAAGUAACUAAAGAGUAUCAUGGGCGAGAGGUAAAAAAAGGCUUGGAUCAUUUGUAUAAAAAAGUAGAAAAACAUCUUAGUGAAGAAGAAAAUUUACUACAG
Messenger RNA from Diuraphis noxia (Russian wheat aphid), 1353 nucleotides. It is a transcript of the gene Sec3, whose product is annotated as exocyst complex component Sec3. Lineage: Eukaryota; Metazoa; Arthropoda; Insecta; Hemiptera; Aphididae. Gene Ontology annotation, cellular component: exocyst; plasma membrane. Gene Ontology annotation, biological process: Golgi to plasma membrane transport; exocytosis. The record is from RefSeq and is a predicted model, not a curated record. Gene Ontology annotation, molecular function: phosphatidylinositol-4,5-bisphosphate binding.